AUGAUAUUGGAAGUGGACAAUUGGCACUUGGGCUAUAGCCAAAUCUUGGUGGAUUGUCGUCAGAGUGGUGGGAAAUGUUUGAUCUUGUGUCAUGCCGAUGUGGAUGCCUUGGCGGCGGCUCGCAUUUGGACGUACAUGCUGCGGGCCGAUCAACUGGAAUACACGUUGUUGCCGUGUGCCACUUGGAAUGCGCUGCUAUCGAAUAUCAAUAGUGCUAGUACUAGCGCCAGUAUGUAUGCGGCCAUUGUCUUGAUCAAUGUGGGUGUGACGCGGAAUUUGACCAAAUUAUUUGGACAACAGUCGUUGCAGUUGGGAUCGACCAAAGUCUACGUGUUGGAUGGCCGACGUCCCGUGCAUUUGGCCAAUGUCUAUGCUGAAGAUCACGUUGUGGUCUUUUGGGAUCCCAGUCAUGGAUCUGUCGACGACAUGCCCAGUGAUGGAGACAAUCUCAGUGGAAAAGAUGAUGAUGAUGAUGAGAGGAGACAUGAGAGUGAAAGUAGUAGUGACGAUAGUAGAGUGACGAGGAAUUAG
Seminavis robusta is the source of this 531-nucleotide messenger RNA. Lineage: Eukaryota; Bacillariophyta; Bacillariophyceae; Naviculales; Naviculaceae. The record is from the annotation of a GenBank genome assembly.